This is a messenger RNA of Drosophila teissieri, 439 nucleotides long. Its product is annotated as eclosion hormone. Bases 56 to 349 code for a protein of 97 amino acids. The transcript is spliced from 3 exons. Gene Ontology annotation, biological process: ecdysis, chitin-based cuticle; neuropeptide signaling pathway. Lineage: Eukaryota; Metazoa; Arthropoda; Insecta; Diptera; Drosophilidae. The record is from RefSeq and is a predicted model, not a curated record. Gene Ontology annotation, molecular function: ecdysis-triggering hormone activity.
AGCUAGUCAGCUCCCCAAACAAAUCGGUUGGAAUCAAAGUACCAAAGCCAUCACCAUGAACUGCAAGCCCUUGAUUUUGUGCACCUUUGUGGCAGUUGCAAUGUGCCUGGUGCAUUUUGGAAAUGCAAUGCCCGCAAUCAGCCAUUAUACGCACAAGCGAUUUGACUCCAUGGGUGGCAUUGAUUUCGUUCAGGUGUGCCUCAACAACUGCGUCCAGUGCAAGACCAUGCUGGGAGACUACUUCCAGGGACAGACCUGUGCCCUCUCCUGCCUCAAGUUCAAGGGCAAAGCCAUCCCGGAUUGCGAGGAUAUAGCCUCCAUAGCCCCGUUCCUGAAUGCGCUCGAGUAAAGCGAUCAGAGGCGCCUCUUGUGCGGUGUGCGGUGUGUGUGGUGGUGUGUGCUUUUACGGCCUGUGACUCAGGUGUGGAUUUGGGUCAAU